CUGCUCACUUCCUGCUUUAUAUCUGCAGUUUCUUAAAAUGUCCAGAUGGCAGUUACAAAGCAAAAUGAACUUAAAUACUCUUUAAACAGGCACAACCGUGAACUGCUCUUCUCUCCUCAGAAGACUCGACGAUGACUCGCUCCCUUAAUAAUUAUCAGACUGUUAUGAAAUAUCAUGCUCUCUGCCAAAAUAUCUCUGAGUUUGUCUGUCUGAUCCAUAACCUACAGUAGAUGGAGCUAAUGCUCUAUGUGAGAAUACAAGCUGCCAAUAGAAAAGAAGAAGAAGAAGAAGAGUCUUCUGAGGAGAGUUCAGCAGCUCCCGGUAUUUCUCAUAUUUACACAACUAUCAAACACACUUUAUACAGUCUGUUUAAGCCACAUCUUACAGACUCAUGUCUGUGCUGUUUUCAUCCGGUUCAGCGCUACUUGUGCGUCUUUUCUGGCGUCUUCUUUCAGUGCAGCAGCAUGCAGAUCAGCUCCUCCCACAGCAGUUCACCAAUAAAUGCUGGAAUAUUCCCAUCAGUUUACAAGUGAAGACGAGCAUCAAAUCAUCAGGAAGAUCUGAAAUCUGCAAAGACUGAGUUUAUUAAAGAGGACAGAGAGAAGAUGAGAGAUCCAGAACCCUGCAGAAUCAAACACACUGAAGAUACUGAAUGGAAGAGAAAGAGGAGUGAAGAACUGAGUGAAGUGGAAGAGAAACAUGACGACAAACCUGGAGAAAAACAUUUGAGUCUCUCAAAGACUAAAAAUACAUUUUUAAAGAAAAGAAGAGCCAAGAAAUCUUUCACCUGCUCUCAGUGUGGAAAGAGUUUGUCAAGGAAAUAUAAUCAAGAGAUUCACAUGAGGAUCCACACUGGUGAGAAACCGUUCACUUGUGAUCAAUGUGGGAAGAGUUUCACACAAAACAUACACUUUAAAGGACACAUGAAGAUCCACACUGGAGAGAAACCAUUCACAUGUGAUCAAUGUGGAAAGAGUUUCUCAGACAAAGCAAAUCUUCAGGUUCACAUGAGAAUCCACACCGGAGGGAAGCUGUUCAGAUGUGAUCAGUGCGGAAAGAGUUUGUCUAACAAACAAAGUCUUGAGAUUCACGUAAGAGUUCAUACCGGAAUAAAGCCGUUCAUGUGUGAUCAUUGUGAAAAGCGAUUCUCAAGCAAACAAAAUCUUCAUGUUCACUUAAGAAUUCAUACUGGAGAAAAACCAUUCACAUGUGAUCAGUGCGGGGAGAGCUUCACACAAAAACCAGGUCUAAUGGGACACAUGAGGAUCCACACCGGAGAGAAGCCAUAUGUAUGCAAACAAUGUGGAAACUAUUUCACGUGCAAACAUAAUCUUGAUGCACACGUGAGGAUCCACACCGGAGAGAAGCCGUUCACUUGUAAUCAGUGUGGGAAGAGUUUCAGACACAAACAAAAUCAUGAGAUUCACAUGAGAAUUCAUACCGGAGAGAGACCGCAUGUGUGCCAUCAAUGUGGGAAAGGUUUCAUCCGAUCAGCACACCUUAAAUCACACAUGAAAAUCCAUACUGGAGAAAAGCCAUUCACAUGUGAUCACUGUGAAAAGAGAUUCUCAGGCAAACAAAAUCUAAAGAGUCACAUGAGAAUCCACACGGGAGAGAAGCCGUUCACAUGUGAUCAGUGCGGCAAAACAUUUCCUAGGGCAUCAAUCCUGAAGGCACACCUGACAGUUCAUACGAAGGAGAAGCCACAUGUAUGUUCUGAAUGUGGAAAGAGUUUUUCACUGCUGCAAACUUUACAUACACAUGAGAAAAUUCAUACUGGUGUGAGAGAGUACAUGUGCUUUGAGUGCGGGAAGACUUUUACAUUUGCGAACAGUUUAAAACAGCACCAGAUUAUUCACACUGGAGAAAAACCUUAUAAGUGUUCACACUGUGACAAGAGAUUCCGUCAGUCAGGAGACCUGAAAAAACAUGAGAGGAUUCACAGCAGAGAGAAACCUUAUAAGUGUUCACACUGUGACAAGAGAUUCAGUCAGUCAACAAAUCUGAAAACACACGAGAGGAUUCACACUGGAGAGAAACCUUAUAAGUGUUCACACUGUGACAAAAGAUUCAGUCAGCCAGGAACUCUGAAAACACAUGAGAUGAUCCACACUGGAGAGAAACCGCAUACGUGUGAUCAGUGCGGGAAGAGUUACGCUAUUAAAAAUUACCUGAAGAAACACAUGAAGAUCCAUGCAAUGGAGAAAUCAGAUCACCGCAGUUUGAAAUCGCGCUGUUUUUCAAAGGCAUUGCCACCUGUCUGUCAGAGUGAGGAUGAUUCAGGCAACAGAGAUCCUGAAUCUGAUGCGACACUGAUGAAGGUCAGAUCUGAUGCUCCUCAUUCACUCCUCCAGACACCAAAUCAGCAGUUCCAUCACAUCAUCAUUCCCUAAAUGAAGCUGCUGCUCAUGUAUUUAAUGUUGUUUCUGCAUAUAAAGAGCAGUAAAACGGUGUCAGCUCCAGCUCAACACGUGACGACUCCUGUUGUGUUCAGAUCAGCACUGAAAGAGGAGUCUGGUUUGAUUCUUUUGCUCUCUAAAGCCACUUUUCAACCGUCCGACCAAACCAUUCUCUUUGCUUAAUCUCUGCUGUUGUUUGGUCAUUUUUGACCUAAACACUUAAUGUUUAUUAUUUUUUACUUAAUUGGAAUGGUACGGUUUUGGCACUUGCUAUGUGAACACACACAUGGACAUGAUUCAAAAAGGUCAAGUGAUCUUGAAAAAAACAGUCACACUUGUACUGGUCACAGUCAAAAAUAA
Molecule: messenger RNA, 2759 nt
Organism: Sinocyclocheilus grahami
Lineage: Eukaryota; Metazoa; Chordata; Actinopteri; Cypriniformes; Cyprinidae
Product: gastrula zinc finger protein XlCGF57.1-like
Exons: 5
Coding region: 606-2393 (595 amino acids)
Source: RefSeq, a predicted model, not a curated record